Molecule: messenger RNA, 4777 nt
Organism: Vespula vulgaris
Lineage: Eukaryota; Metazoa; Arthropoda; Insecta; Hymenoptera; Vespidae
Product: membralin
Exons: 13
Coding region: 343-2529 (728 amino acids)
Biological process (GO): positive regulation of ERAD pathway; response to endoplasmic reticulum stress
Cellular component (GO): endoplasmic reticulum
Source: RefSeq, a predicted model, not a curated record
UAGUGUAAGUUGACGGGUAUCAAAACAUGAUGAUGAAGUGACAAUUUCAUGAUUAUUGUAUUGCGUUCGCUAACGUAACUGUAAUAGAAAACUGCAAAUUAAUACUGUAGUAACGCAAAUAGAAACAAAAGCAUUAAUUUAAAUAAGAUUACGAUAUUUUUACUUCACUUUUGAAUAAGGAUAAGUUCGUUACAAUCAGUGGGAAAUGUCAAACAGCUUAUAUAAAUAUUUGUUAACAGCAAAUAUAAACAUAACGUAUAUAGAGAUCCUUUAAAUAUUGAUUACUGAUUAUUAUACCUAAUUACAUUAUCAGUACAGAUCAAACAAAUUGUUAUUGUUACAAUGUCACAAGCUGACACUACUACUGCUCCAGUCCCUAAUAAUCAAAAUGGUGUAGUGGCAAAUAAUAAUCAUACUUUUACUGGUGUUAUUGGACCAGUUUUAAAUAAUAAUAAUAUGAAUACUGCGAGAAAUAAUAAUAAUCAGAAUCCAUUACUUAAUGUACGAGAUAGAUUAUUUCAUGCAGUUUUCAUCAAGGCUGCAUUAGCUUAUGCACGAACAUUUCCACGACCAGUUAGAAGAUUUAUAGAAUUCAUAGUUUUGUUAAAAGCAAUAUUGGCUUUUUUUGUACUCACCUAUAUUCACAUAGUUUUUUCGCGAGCACCAACAAAUUGUUUAGAACACAUAAGAGAUGAUUGGCCACGAGACGGUAUAUUAAGGGUAGAAAUUCUUAGAAAUGGAGGGGAAGAUUAUAGCAUAGAAAAAAGUUAUGCGAAAGAAGAAAAGUUACGACAAGAUGAGAUUGAUGAUUUGGUUAGUGAUUUAGGGAUAUUGACGCCAGAUGGGUUUAUAAAUAUCGAGCCAUCUUCCGUCGACGAGAGCCAAGGAACCAUUUAUAUGUCCACUGAAGAUAAUUACGAAAAUGUUACUUUACCUGUAAAAAGUGUGGACAUAACGAGUUCAACAACUUUUGGAGAAACGCAAUAUCCGAAUUUAAGUACAACGAAUGCGACAAGAAGCCCGUCAUUAAAUCAAUAUUUAAAUGGAUUAAAUGCAGUAGAGUCAGAGGAUAACGCAGUGCUGGGAGAAGAAUCCAAUCGAAAUGAAGCGAUCCAGCCUUUAAAAGAUCAAUCUGCGGAUGUCGAGAAAGUAUUAAAAACAGUACUUUCAGAGGAUGGAUACAUUGUGGAAUAUUCUUUGGAGUAUGGCUUCUUGAGAUUAUCACCUGCUGCACGACAUAAAUUAAAAAUACCAGUGAAAAUUGUUACAUUGGAUCCAGUAAAUGAUAAAUGUUUUGGAGAUGCAUUUUCAAGAUUAAUACUGGAUGAAUUCUUAGGUUAUGAUGAUCUGCUAAUGGCAAGUAUUAAGACAUUAGCAGAGCAUGAAGAUAAUAAAGGUUUCUUAAGAAACGUUGUAACCGGUGAACACUAUCGUUUUGUUAGCAUGUGGAUGGCAAAAACUUCAUAUCUCGCUGCAUUUUUUAUCAUGCUAGUAUUCACUGUGUCGAUAUCGAUGUUGCUUCGUUAUUCUCAUCAUCAGAUCUUCGUUUUUAUUGUGGAUCUCCUACAAAUGUUGGAAUUCAACAUGCCGGUGUCAUUUCCAGCCGCGUCUCUCUUAACCGUGAUUCUGGCAUUGGUCGGUAUGGAAGCCAUAAUGUCGGAGUUCUUUAACGACACCACCACUGCAUUUUACAUCAUAUUGAUAGUUUGGAUCGCCGAUCAGUACGAUGCUAUAUGUUGUCACACAGCUAUUACGAAAAGACAUUGGUUAAGAUUCUUCUAUCUGUAUCAUUUCUCUUUCUACGCGUAUCACUAUCGAUUUAACGGACAGUACAGUAGCCUGGCAUUGGUGACAUCUUGGCUGUUCAUACAGCAUUCGAUGUUGUACUUCUUCCAUCAUUACGAAUUACCGGUGAUACUCCAGCAAGCACAAUUGCAACAACUUCUUCUACGCAAUCCGACUCAACCGACUCAGCCGCCGACGCCUAGUACGGCGCCAACGACGCCUGGACAGUCGCCCACUACGACGCCAUCAUCCAGUCCGAAUCCGUCGACACCAACGACCGAACAGACGCAACAAAAUUACAUCGCCGAGUUAUCGCAGUUAGAUCCUGAUCCUAACGGUCAGGAGGAAGUCGUUGAAAGAAUUUCUUCCUCAUCCGUACUAGAAUCUACGAGCGAUCGGCAAACGAUACGUUUGGAAGAGGAAACGAACGGGACGAAUGAGGAAACUCUAGCAGAACUUUCAUCCUCAGAAAUUGCAGCCAUGGAAACUAUGGAUGGUGGUUGUUCGUCGGCGGACACUUCGACGUCCGAAGGUUUCGAGGUGAUCGAGGCUAACGAAGCUAGCCGAAAUGAAAUGGCGAUUAUAUCGACAACAGCAAUAACAAUGACGACGAUGACGGCGAUGACGAUACCGACGUCGACAUCGACGUCAUCGCCGACGCCGCCGACGACGAUGACGACGAUGACGACGACGACAACGACGACGGAGUUGACGUUGUCUUCGACGGAAGGAGAAGAUCAUUAGAUUGUAUUCGAUUUUUGAUUUUUGAUUUUGAUUUGCUUUGCGAGUGCCAGUGUUGCAUGUUCGACGUCGAUUUUAAGAUUGAGAUUGAAAGGAUAUUGAAAGGAUAUACACACACUAGAUAGGAUUUAGUAAGGAAGAUCAACGGAGAGAGAGAGAGAGAGAGAGAGAGAGAGAGAGAGAGAGAGAGAGAAAGAGUGAGAAUGCAGGUAUGCUCGUACAAUUUAUUAUGAGAACAUUAGAUCAUUUUCGUUCCAAAUUUAGACGUGUAUGUGUGAGAAUAAGGAUGUGAGAUAAAGGAUAAGUAAAAUAGGGAAAGAACGGGGAAAGGAAAGGAGAGAAUACUUUUUUCUUUUUCUUUUUCUUUUUCUUUUUCUUUUUCUUUUCUGUCUUCUUUAUUUAUGUAACUAUAUAUAUAUAUUUUUUUUUUUUUGGAAAAUUUUAUUCCGCCGAAACAAUAAAAAGAAAUAUAAGUACGGAUUGAAGAUUAAAGAAAAAGGAGAUGGAGUAAGAAAGAAAAAAAAGAACAUGCGUCCCUCGUAUCUUUUAUCAGAACGCAUUAUUCUUUGAAAGUUGUAUAUUUUUGUUUUCUCUUCUUUUUUUCUUUUCCUGUUCUCUUCUUCUAUAUUCUCUUUCUCUUUUUCUUUCCCAUUUUUAUAAUAAUUUCAAGCAGGAUAAUCUGUACUUGUGUUUUCUUCUUUCUUUCUUUCUUUCUUUCUUUCUUUCUCUUUUCUUUUUUCUUUCUUUCUUUUUUGUGUUUUCUCGUAGUAUUUUAUGAUUUUUAAAUUCUCUUUAUAUUUUUCUUUUAUUUUGUUUGGUUUAUUUCUCUGUUUUUAUUUUUUUCUUUUAAAUACCCUUUUUUUCUGGAGUGGAAAGAGUCACGUUAAGAGGAUUAUGGCGGGAAAGCGAAAAUCGACGAAAUUGAAUGGGUAUGCUGAGUUCGACGAUAUUUUUCUCGUUUUUUUUUUUUUUUUUUUUUUUUUUUUUUACCGUCGAAAACAAACGAAAAGUCUCUUUAGGAGCCUUCGAUCAAACGAUCUAAUAUUUGUAUAUUAUUGUAAAUCAUUAUUGUUAGUGCCUGAUGCGAUCAAUGUAUGUAUAUCGUUUUUGAGUUUCGAUCAUUCGAUGUUCUUUGAUGGUUCGUGUUUUCGAAUUUUCUUUUUUUAUAUAUAUAUAUUUUUUAAUCUUUGAAUCUGAGUAUAAAUAAAAAAAAAAUUAAAGUAAAGCAGAAGAAAAGUUGGGAGCAAAAAUGAUCCAACUAAUUUAAAAUAAAAUUUUGAGAUUUUUGUCAUUGUUAUCUGACAAUAGGUGACGUCAGUUCGAUGAAAUGUUUCUAUAGGAAUUUAACGACACAUGUGGCGAUUAGAAAGAAAGAAAGGGAGGGAGAGAGAGGGAGAGAUAGGAGCAAGAAUUGGAUAAAUGUUUGUUAAAUUUUUUUCAUCGAAUGAUAAACAUUAGAAACAUAGAAGAUCGAUAUACACACACCUAUAUAUAUAUAUAUAUAUAUAUAUAUAUAUAUAUAUAUAUAGGUAUGUGUGUGUGUGUAUGUAUACGUGUGUGUAUAUAUAUAUAUAUAUAUAUAUGUAUGUAUGAUGCGUGUAUCUGUAUUGUUUUUAAACGAACCAUUCUAGUAAUAUAUAUAUAUAUAUACAUACAUAUAUAUACAUAUAUAUAUAUAUAUACAUACAUACAUAUAUAUAUAUAUACACACAUACAUUCACAUGCAUAUACAUAUAAUUUAAUCAAAGUAAGCAAGGUGACAGACUUUUAAUUAUAAUGGUACUUAUUGCACAUGUAUAAAUAAAUAAAUGCAUAUAUAUAUAAACAUAACUAAUAUAUAUAUGUAUAUAUAUAUUUCUUAAUUAUAAAAAAGAAAGAAAAAAAACGAUUGUGAAAUUUCGUUUGAGUGCAAUUCGGCGUGAGAAAAUAAUAGAGAAAAUAAAGAAAGAAAGAAAGAAAGAGAGAGAGAGAGAGACAGAAAAUGACAGUAUGUGCACGCGUGUGCAUACGUAUAUAAAUGUGAGCGUGGGUACGUGUUUGUACGUACAAGAAAGUUAAGUAGCAAUUGGGAGAGAGGAAAUAGAAAAACGAAAUCUUCAACAAUGAAAAUCAAAAGAAGGAAAUAAAAUGAAAAGAAUGUCAGGGAAUACAAAAAAAAAAAUAAAGACAUAAAAGGAGAAGAUAAAAAAUAAAUCAAGGAUAAAACAAUCCGUCACUUUGCAUGUCGCAUAUCUUCUGUUGGCUACGCGUA